UAAAAAUGAAUAUUGGUGCAUUACAUUAUGAUAUGUAAUGCACUGACAUUGAACAGUGAUUAACUUCAUACCAUGCAUGUUCCCUGUACACCGUGUGAUAUCACGUUUUGUUGUUUGCACCAUAAUACUUUGUGUGUAACUGGAACCUGUUGUACACAAACGUGGACAAUUACACUGCUUCAUGUUCAAAGAAAAAUAUUUGGUUAUUAUAUUCAUUGCUUCUUCCUAACCCCAAAAUAACUGGAAGAAAUCUAAAAUGCAAGCCAAACCAAAGGUCGGGUUUUAGGAGGUUAAUUUGUGUUCUGUGUAUAGGUAACCUAGUUUGUUUAGUCAGAUGAAAUACCAUGAAUCUAAAUUACAUUUGUAAUCAAAUAUUGACCUCAUGGAUAUCGUGGCAUGGCCCUCAGUGUGAAAGAUUGAUUCUGAUGAAAACUACAUUUAUCUUUACAGUGUUCACAGCAAUAUUUCUGCUAAAAAUGAUGUGAGCAAAAGUGAGGAGGCCCCAGCAAGCACGUAUUCAGGAUCAUCCAGCACCAGCCGUGACAAGGUCCAAUCUAAACAAAAGAAAACAGUCCGAGACAAACCUCUGGAGAAGUACCUCUUAUUAAAAGAUGCUAAAGGGAAAAAUUGAAAGCAGUGCACAGAAGAAAGAGGAGCACAGAAGGAGCGCUCUGCCAGUUUUUGGUCACACCUAUAGAUGUUUAUUAUAUACCAUUUUAUUUAGUUUUUUUUUUAUGUUUAUACAUUCAAGAAAUACAGUUGAACAUGUACAUUUCAUACAUAUGUUUAUUUGCACUACAGUUCACUUAGACUUCUAUCAUUGUGACUUUUUUGCUCUACAGCUCUGCCAGUUCUUGUUCACACAAAUUAAUGUUUAUUAUAUACCAUUUUACUUGUAGUAAAUUGAGGGCCAGCUGUAUAUGUUUAUGGCACCAUCUAGUGGACAUUCAAUAACAUUUUCUUGAGAGAGUAAUUAAAUCAGGCAUUGUUACUGGCCUUUAUUAGGACCCAGCUAAGGACCUCUGAUGAUGUCAUUUCAGUUGAGCCACAUGUGACAUGUUGAUAUGGAAGGAUGUUGUGCUGGUGACAAUCUGAUUGCAUCUACAUGGUUAUUUGCAUCAUCUUGUUGAUUUCAUGUUGUGUUUGCGUGCAUCAAAGAAACCAUACACACCUGUUCUGAUCAACAUAAGAUAUGCAAGACAUGAAGAUUAAACUGUUCAAUUUCUAUAAAGAGUGGUCUGUGAGUGGUGUGUGCACAUCUCAUCAAAGGGACAAAUAAUCGUAAAUGUUCUAACCGAGCAUUCUUUGGUGGUUGCAACCGGGUAGUAAACAGCACCUAAGUGACUGUUUUACAUUUAGAUGUUAUAAUAAGUAACAUGCGGUCCUUCGAGCCGGAUCAUGCAACUUCUAAAGUAUCAACAAAGUCAACACAUAGAGAGGAGAUUGGUGAUGCAACAGUACGUCCCCGUCGCAGUACACAUCUACCAAAUUACCUUAAAGACUAUGAAGUUAAUUAUGUGUCAGAGCAAAGAACUGCACACAUACCACCAGACCACUCCAACGAGGGAGAACAAUUAAUUGGUGCCACAGGAGGUAUGCCGCUGCCUCAGAAAGGACAUGUCACUCCAAAUCUCUCUGCAAAGCAUUCAUCACUGCUAUUCACACCAUCAAAACGGCUACCAAGUAACAAUGAGGAUCGAACCUCUACCUUACCACAAUCAGUAUCACAUAGUAUCAAAUCAACGGCAACAAGAGAUCAUAGGGAUCCACGUUACGACCAAGAUACACCAGUGAAACACAGUAAGGAGCAGUUACAUGUUCAAAGCCAGAAUGACAGGAUUGAUGAGAUUAUUGAUGAGCUUCAGAGAAUUAAGGUACAUUUCAAACCUCCCCUUUCCAUAUCAUCAUCACCAGAUCGUACAGCCAUCGAUUCUAGGGGUAAACAUGCUGACGAUUACCGCCAUCAUCCAAGGCAGCAUUACAGACAUGAUCACAGCCCUGAAUUCAAACCAGAGAGACCAUUUAUGCCUUACCGCCCUUUGUCUCCACCUAACCAAGAGAACUUUUACCGUGGUCCAACACCUACUAUUCCUUAUUUCGUAAAGGAAGAUCCACGUGAGUUUGCCAGGUUAAAAAUUGCCCUUGACAAUCUUUUGCCAACUGAUGCUACAGAGCGUUUCAAGUUUCAGAUACUGAUGGAUCAUCUGAAGCUGGAAGAGGCAUUACUAAUUGCUGAUUCUUAUAGUAAUAGCACAUAUCCAUACAGCUACACAAUGCAAGCUCUCACAGAACUAUAUGGGCAGCCUCAUCAAUUAGCGCUUCAGCGCAUCGCUGGACUGAUGGAUGGUCCAAGCAUAAGAAGUGGUGAUACUAGAGCAUUUAGACUUUUUGCACUGAAAGUUUGUGCAUUAGUUGGAAUGUUAGACCAGUUAGGAAGACAUGGCUAUACAGAAUUGACUUGUGGGUCUCACGUUUCCAGGCUCUUAGCUAAAUUGCCUCACGACCUCAGAGCAAACUUUAAGAGGUAUGUGAAUCCUCUAAAAACCCCAAUACCCACGUUACUCAACCUAGCAGAGUGGCUGGAAUAUGAGGUAAGGGUACAAGAAGAUGGUACUCAGUUUGGCACUGACCUAAGCAGAGAUAAACAGGGUACCCACAGAGAUAGACAGGGUCUCCACAGAGAACAACAGAGAGGACCAAAAGUCACUCACAAGUCCACAGCUAUCUUCCAUGGAAGUGAGCAAAGACAACCCCCCAAAGCUGAACACUUGCUAUAAUGCAACCGAGGAAGGAAAACCUUUGGAGAGACCAAAGAAGUUCUGCCCAUUUUGUAACACAACACAACAUUACCUGAAUCAGUGCUCAAACUUUAAGUUGUUGACCAAAGAACAGAUUGAGACAUGGAUUAAGUCCAAUCAGAGAUGUUGGAAAUGUGGGCGUGAUCAUCCUAUGGCUCAGUGCUCUCUAAAGGCUAAAUGCAAAAAGUGUCAAAGGAGACACUUAGAAGUCCUUCAUGAUGUCAAUACUGGAAAGAGUAAAUAUGUUACAAACCCAUCUGGAGAGAUUAUGCAUUCUACCAGUACUUCAGCAGAAACUUUGUAUGUCGAUCGGCCUACAGGUAGCAGUAAAGUGCUGCUAAAAAUGUGCAGAGUUAUCCUACGAAAUGGUGACAUGUCUUUGGACACAUACGCUCUUCUGGAUGACGGUUCAGAACGCACCAUACUUCUCAAUGAAGCAGCUCAGUAUCUCAACCUUCAUGGUAAUUCUGAAGAACUGUCUCUCCGCACAGUACGUCAGGACAUACGCAUUAUCCAUGGCUUUUCAGUCUGCUUUACAGUAUCUCCUGUCACACAACCAAACCGAAACUUUGACAUCAAAAGGGCAUUCACAGCUAAGGAGCUCGGGCUGGCACCACAUACAUAUCCAGUCAAAACCCUUCAAAAGAAAUAUUGUCAUCUUAGGGAUUUGCCUUUGCAGCCAAUUGAACAUGCACGACCACUAUUACUUAUCGGGUCAGAUUACCCACAGCUAAUAACCCCAGUUGAGCCUGUUCGAUUGGGUCCUCCCGGCGGUCCUGCGGCUGUGAAGACUCGUUUGGGAUGGACAUUGCAAGGCCCAUCAAAGUUUCUUGAACACAGUCUGAACACACAACAAUGCCUGUUUACAUCCAUAAGUUCUAUGCCUAAUGAUCUUUUCAGUCAUGUAGAGAAGUUAUGGCAGAUGGAUACCAUUCCAUACAGAAAUGAAAAGCUUGUAACACGAUCGAAGCAAGAUACCGAAGCUAUAAGUAUGCUGGAGAAGAAAACCAUCAGAGUUGAAGUAAAUGGAGUAAAAAGAUAUGCUACCCCACUCUUGUGGAAAACCAGUCUUCCACUUUUAGCUGCUCCUAAGGAAUCAGUACUGCCUCUCCUUCGAGGCACUGAGAAACGACUGUCACAGGACUCUGAAAAGGCACAAGCGUACAAGUCUGAAAUAAGCAAACUGUCAGAAGCUGGCUAUGUAAUGAAAAUUCCCCAAUCCACAGCUGAAGAAACACAAGGGUGGUACAUUCCUCACCAUAUGGUCCACCAUAACGGGAAGAACAGGAUCGUGUUUAACUGCUCCUUUAGUUAUAAGGGCCUGAGCUUAAAUGAACGCCUUCUCCCUGGACCUGUGUUAGGUGCAACACUGCUUGGAGUGCUUCUACGUUUCAGAGAGCAUACUGUGGCCUUCAGCAGUGAUAUCAAGGGAAUGUUUCAUCAAGUACAUCUCCUGCCAGAAGACCAAACAUUCUUGAGGUUUCUGUGGCGAGACUUGAAUCUAAACAACCCACCUGAUAUCUAUCAGUGGUCAGUUCUGCCUUUUGGCACUACAUGUAGCCCAUGCUGCGCAACAUUCGCUCUACAGAAACAUGUCGCAGACCACAGCCAACCUAACAGUGAUUUACGUACAGCAAUUGAGCAUUGCUUUUAUGUGGAUAACUGGUUACAAAGUAUUCCAUCUCUUGAGACUGCCAGAACACUAGUGGAUGACAUGAAACAUCUUCUUGCUGAUGGUGGAUUUGAACUGCGUCAAUGGGCUAGCAACACUCCACAACUGAUAAAUCACCUGCCUCAGGAGAUCAGAUCAGAAAGCUGUGAUCUGUGGUUUAGCUCAGACAGAGCAGACCCUCAAGAGCGCACACUAGGACUAAGGUGGCAAUGCAGAUCUGACACACUUGGCUACAAACAUAACCAUAAAGAGAAGGUAGAACCCACUAUGCGAAACAUAUAUCGCAUUCUCUCUAGCCAGUAUGAUCCACUAGGAUUCAUCAUACCCUUCACUACACGAGCUAAGAUCAUAGUUCAAAGGCUCUGGGACAAAAGGAGAGAAUGGGAUGACCCUGACAUACCUGCAGACCUCAGACAUGAAUGGAUCACAAUGGAUCAAAAUGAGCUCUCGCAGCUUCCUUCUGUCACAUUACCCAGGUGCUACACUACAAAGGUAGAUCCACUAAUUAGCUCAAGAAGUGUCCACAUCUUCAGUGAUGCCUCGGAGCGAGCAUAUGGCUCUGUUGCCUAUCUUCGCAGUGAAGAUGAGAAAGGACAAAUAGAGGUGGCAUUUUUGGCAGCUAGAUCCAGAGUAGCUCCAAAAAAGCAGCAAACAAUACCAAGGCUUGAACUCUGUGCUGCUCUAACUGGAGCUCAACUCUCAGCAGAUCUUAGAAGUGAGCUUACCCUGGAAAUUAGCAGUUUCAAAUUCUGGACUGACUCUACAACGGUUCUAAACUGGCUUCAGUCAGACUCAUGCCACUUCAAAGUAUUUGUAGGGACCAGGGUUGCAGAGAUCCAGGAACUUACAGACUCAAAGGCAUGGUCUUAUGUAAACUCAAAAGAUAAUCCUGCUGAUGAUAUUACCCGUGGCCUGUCAUUGGUUGAGAUUGCUGACCAAAAUCGUUGGUCUAAAGGCCCAGCAUUUCUGUGGAAACAUCCGACAUCUUGGCCCAAGUUACCCAAAUUGGAACAAACUGAUAAUUCAGAAGAACUACGAAAGCCAACCUCCUGCCACCUACUCACAACUCAUGCUGAACAGCAUCUAAUUGAUGUCACACAAUUCAACAGCUUUCAAGAAAUAGUAGAAGCUGUUACACAAUCCCUUAACGGGGCGGCCAGCGCUACUAACACUGUCACAGCUGAAACAUUCAGGAAAGCUGAACUAGAAGUGUUCAAAACAUCACAGAUGGAAAGUUUUCCUAAUGAGUACAUUCAGUUGCAAAAGGGGACUGCCAUCUCACCAAACAGUAGAUUAAUAGCAUUAAAUCCUGAGUUUGAUUGUGAUACACAAUUAAUUAUAGUAGGGGGACAACUUAGAAGAUGUGAACAGCUGAGCCCUGACAUUCUUCAUCCAAUUGUUCUAGACCCAACUCAUUCAGUAACUAAGCUGUUGAUUAAACAGUAUGAUGAGCAGCUACAUCACCCUGGUACAAAACGUGUUUUUGCUGAAAUCAGAAGGCGUUUCUGGAUUCUGAGAGGGCGACAAGCCAUUCGUUCAGUUCAACAUCACUGUGCAGAGUGCCGCAAAUGGCGUGGUAAACCAGAUGUUCCAAAGAUGGCAGACUUACCACCUUCCAGUUUAAGGCUCUUUAAACCUGCAUUCCACUCUACAGGCAUGGACUGUUUCGGCCCAUUUACCAUUAAAAUUGGGCGACGGAAUGAGAAACGUUGGGAGGAAAACCCUACGAGUUGUACUAUGACAGAGGAACCAAUUUUAGAGGUGGUGACAGUGAACUUACAGAAGCUUUCAAAAAUCUCAAUCCCCACUUACAAGUAG
Molecule: messenger RNA, 6288 nt
Organism: Paramisgurnus dabryanus
Lineage: Eukaryota; Metazoa; Chordata; Actinopteri; Cypriniformes; Cobitidae
Source: RefSeq, a predicted model, not a curated record